AUGUUUCUCAUCAUUGGAGCCCUACGAAAUUUCAACACUGGCAUGCAAGCUCUGCGUGAGGGCAAAUGGAUUGGCAAGCCUGCCCCGGCCCUAGGCCAUGAUCCGGAAGGCAAGGUAUUGGGUAUAUUGGGCAUGGGAGGCAUCGGACGCAAUUUGAAAAAGAAGGCCGAGGCAUUUGGGAUGAAAGUAGUUUAUCAUAAUCGUCGUCCAUUGAGCGAUGAACUGUCAGGUGGAGCUCAAUACGUGACUUUUGAUGAGUUGCUGUCGACCAGCGACGUGCUGAGCUUGAAUCUCCCUUUGAAUGUGAGUAAUUCAAGGCCCUUGGUUCGCGCUUCGAAGGAUGUCCACUGA
Molecule: messenger RNA, 351 nt
Organism: Penicillium cosmopolitanum
Lineage: Eukaryota; Fungi; Ascomycota; Eurotiomycetes; Eurotiales; Aspergillaceae
Exons: 1
Coding region: 1-351 (116 amino acids)
Cellular component (GO): cytosol
Molecular function (GO): glyoxylate reductase (NADPH) activity; hydroxypyruvate reductase [NAD(P)H] activity; NAD binding
Source: RefSeq, a predicted model, not a curated record